Molecule: messenger RNA, 2271 nt
Organism: Ipomoea nil (Japanese morning glory)
Lineage: Eukaryota; Viridiplantae; Streptophyta; Magnoliopsida; Solanales; Convolvulaceae
Product: dihydroxy-acid dehydratase, chloroplastic
Exons: 14
Coding region: 117-1979 (620 amino acids)
Biological process (GO): branched-chain amino acid biosynthetic process
Cellular component (GO): chloroplast stroma
Molecular function (GO): dihydroxy-acid dehydratase activity
Source: RefSeq, a predicted model, not a curated record
CCCUUAAAAUUUGUAAACCCAAAGAGUCGUGUGCCAACGCCACUUACUGAAGCAUUCCUUUCUCUCCCACUGUCUUCCCGGAGGGCUUAGCGUCACCGGCCGCCGCCGCCGCCGCAAUGCAAGCCAACUUACUAUCCACGGGUACCCUCACACCUGCGCCUACCCACAACUCUUCUGCACCAAUCUUUAAGACCCGUUUCUCUCCAUGUAGGCCCCGGCAAAGAAAGCCGCCCACUUUCACCAUCCAGGCCGUCUCCGCGCCGGAAAAAGUCCCGCCGCCGCCCCAGACCGCUUCUGCCGCCGAGAAGCUCAACAAGUACAGCUCGCGCAUCACGGAGCCCAAGUCCCAGGGCGCCUCGCAGGCCGUACUCUAUGGGGUGGGCCUCUCGGAUGAUGAUAUGCACAAGCCCCAGGUCGGCAUUUCAUCCGUCUGGUACGAAGGGAACACCUGCAAUAUGCACUUGCUCAAGCUCGCCGAGGCCGUGAAGGAGGGCGUCGGAGCGGCCGGCAUGGUUGGGUUCAGGUUCAAUACUAUUGGGGUCAGUGAUGCCAUUUCCAUGGGGACCAGAGGGAUGUGCUAUAGCCUUCAGUCAAGGGACUUGAUUGCUGAUAGUAUUGAGACUGUCAUGUCUGCUCAGUGGUACGAUGGGAACAUAUCUAUCCCCGGCUGUGACAAAAAUAUGCCAGGUACAAUUAUGGCAAUGGGGCGGCUGAACAGGCCAAGCAUCAUGGUUUAUGGUGGAACUAUCAAGCCCGGUCAUUUUCAAGGACACACAUUUGACAUAGUCUCUGCCUUCCAGGUUUAUGGAGAAUAUGUAAGUGGUUCUGUUAGUGAUGAACAGAGGAUGAAUGUAAUUCGCACUUCAUGCCCUGGAGCUGGGGCCUGUGGUGGAAUGUAUACAGCAAAUACUAUGGCAUCUGCUAUUGAGACAAUGGGGAUGUCCCUUCCUUAUAGCUCUUCCACACCAGCUGAAGAUCCUCUGAAGUUGGAUGAGUGCCGCCUUGCUGGCAAGUAUCUUUUGGAUUUACUAAAGAUGGACUUGAAACCCCGUGACAUCAUUACUCCAAAAUCACUGCGAAAUGCUAUGGUAAUGGUCAUGGCACUAGGUGGAUCAACUAAUGCUGUUCUACAUUUAAUUGCUAUUGCAAGGUCUGUUGGGUUGCAACUACAUCUUGAUGAUUUCCAAAAGGUCAGUGAUGAGGUUCCUUUCCUAGCAGAUUUGAAACCUAGUGGAAAAUACGUCAUGGAGGAUUUGCACAAGAUUGGAGGCACACCUGCUGUCAUUCGCUACCUAUUGGAGCUUGGGUUGUUAGAUGGUGAUUGCAUUACUGUCACAGGAAAGACCCUAGGUGAAAAUGCAAAGCUAUUCCCUUCUUUGGCAGAAGGUCAGCAAAUUAUAAGACCUUUGUCUAACCCCAUCAAAGAAACUGGUCACAUUCAAAUAUUGUAUGGCAAUCUUGCACCGGAGGGCUCUGUUGCAAAAAUAACUGGAAAGGAAGGACUGUUUUUCUCAGGUCCUGCUCUUGUUUUUGAAGGAGAAGAGUCCAUGAUUGCAGCUAUCUCAGAAGAUCCAAUGAGUUUUAAGGGGAAAGUAGUAGUGAUUAGAGGGGAGGGUCCUAAGGGGGGACCAGGCAUGCCUGAGAUGCUGACACCAACCAGUGCAAUAAUGGGAGCCGGUCUAGGAAAGGAUGUUGCAUUGCUUACGGAUGGAAGAUUUUCUGGAGGUUCCCAUGGAUAUGUUGUUGGACACAUAUGUCCCGAGGCGCAGGAAGGUGGUCCAAUUGGUCUUGUUCGAAAUGGAGACAUAAUUACCGUAGACAUUCAGAAAAAGAGGAUGGACGUCCAUUUAACAGAUGAGGAAUUGGAAGAGCGACGGAAGAAUUGGAGCCCCCCUCCCUACAAGGCAGACAAAGGGGUUCUUUACAAGUACAUAAAAAACGUGCAGUCUGCAUCAACAGGAUGCGUGACUGAUGAGUAGAGGCGCGGUUUAUAUUCGGUGCGUAGUAAAACAAUGAACCCCCGAGUCGUUAGAGGAUUUGAGUGAGGCGUUUGUGCGGCUUAUUUAGGCCUCCAUGAUCCAUAGAGGGUUACGAUCAUCUCGUGCAAUUGAUGUAAUGGCUUGUUCUGGAAUUGCAGAACCUGAAUCUUGUUUCAUCUUUGAUGUUAUGUAAUGUUUUUUUGUUUUGUUUUGUUUUUUUUUCAAGGGUAAUAAACACAAUCACUGUCGCAAUUGUUUUAUGCCAAAGACAAUAUUCUUUCUUCUUCUUUUA